This is a messenger RNA of Drosophila miranda, 901 nucleotides long. RefSeq lists its product as uncharacterized. Lineage: Eukaryota; Metazoa; Arthropoda; Insecta; Diptera; Drosophilidae. The coding region runs from base 100 to 756 and encodes 218 amino acids. The record is from RefSeq and is a predicted model, not a curated record. The transcript is spliced from 3 exons.
UUUUUGUCAACAGGCAGGCCGGAGCCGGAGAAACAUAGAGUGUGAGAUAUAUAUAGAUAGACAAACGGAGACGGAGACGAAAAUAGAGAUACUGGCACUAUGGUGAAUGCUUUGCAUGCCUUUGGGCUGGCCAUUGGCUGGAUGGACAUUCUGGGAGUCCUUGUCUUCGAACUGAUGAUCUUCUACUUCAUGUGUAGUCGCGCGGCCCAAGAGGCCCCCAACGAUGCCGAGGUGCCGCCAGAUGAAGGCGUUGUUAAGCAACAAAGGAAGCCCCUGACAGGAUUAUUUGGCCCCAGAUACUUGAAGGAUUCAACAAAGACUUGGAUAUUCUGGGCAUAUUUGUUUCUAUUGAAUGUUUGGAUUGUGGUGACAUUCCUUAUGAUAGCAGGCAUUACAUGGGUGAGUGCAUUCUGGAAUAUCUUCAACUAUCCCCCGUGUCGCUCCCUCCAUUCACAGCAAAAGCCGGAGCUAAUGAUAUGCUGGCUGAUUUGGUGCGUCGGUGGCAUAUUCCUGGAUGUUUUCUUUGUGCUUUGGUGGUGCAUCGAGCUGUGUGCGGGCGACGCCAUUGAGGCCCUGACCAACAUUAUUAUCUCUCUGCUGACCAUGAUUAUUGAGUUUGGGUUCAUAUUUGUGAUUUUUACCAUCUACACGAACUUGUCGAGCGCACCUAAUGAGAAUGUCAAGGAUUCUGGUCUAUUUUUGAUCGUGAAAAAUGCCAUGGACCCCAGCCAGUGGAUACGUAUGUUAUUUGCUUAGCGCACUUACAAAUACCAUCGCUCCACUGGGAAGGACUCCAUUAGAAGGCCUGUACAUUACUAUUCCAUCCAGAAAUCAGCUAUAGUCUUUUCCAAUUGCGAAACUCUCUUUGAAAUAUACAAAAAAUUCAUUCAAUUUUAGAAAC